AUGUUCGUCAUGCGAUGUUUUCUUCUUAUUCUUGCUCUCGAACUCGCACUUACGAUCACCACAUUAUACGUCACUGAGAUUGCAAAUAUGAGAAUUCAUGGACAUCUGUUAUGUAGUAGCUUGAUGACUGGACCUAUGGUCUUGCUGCCUCAACAUACGGACCACCUCGCUUUGUAUCGCUUCUUUCGGAAUCCCCAACAGCCACGUCUGCGACUUGUUAUCUCGCUUCUUUAUUUGAACAUCAUGCAACAGCUUUGUGGAGUCGAGCUUAUCGUUGUAUUCUUCGUUAUGUCAAUCUUACCAUUCAGAAGUCAUACGCUGGUUGGAGUUCUGGUCUCCUUGAUUAAAAUUUCCAUCACUUUGAUUCCGAUGGCCACGGUGGACAGAAUUGGACGGCGCCCUCUCUUGCUUGCAAGCUUCGUGCUUAUCACGAUCUCCUCCAGUGUAUUGGGCUUCAUUCAUCCACUGGAAGAUGAAAAAGAUCGAUGGUUUAUGUUUCUUUUAAUAUUCGGAUACACCUUGGGACUAGGUCCUGUCACGACCGUCUACAGCUCCGAAGUUCUUCCAUUCAGAACUCGAGGUCAGGCUAUCAGCUUAGGAGUCAGUUUGAAUAAACUGACUCGCUGUAUACUCAUUGAUAUUUCGCCAAGGAUGAACUACGAGUUGAAGUUCAGUGGUCUCUGCAUUUUAUUUGCUGUCAUCAAUCUCUUGGGCACCGUAUAUGCAUACUAUGUUAUACAUGAAACGAAGGGAUCCGAGGCAUUGAAGGAGGAAGGUGCAAAUCAAGACCAGCCGAGCUUUGUGGAUGAGGAUCAACAACAAGAAGUAGAUUGUCUGGUAGAGUGA
Linum trigynum is the source of this 846-nucleotide messenger RNA. The record is from the annotation of a GenBank genome assembly. Lineage: Eukaryota; Viridiplantae; Streptophyta; Magnoliopsida; Malpighiales; Linaceae.